AUGGCUCGCUUCACCACCACCAUCGUCUCCGCCGCUCUGGCCGCCCUGGUCUCGGCCCACGGUUCCAUCACGGACCCGCCCGCCCGUCAGGCCGGCUCCGCCUACGAGGCCGCCUGCGGUCAGCAGCCCUUCAACCAGCAGAGCGCGGACAAGAACGGCAACAUCCAGGGCAUCGAGCAGGUCGUCGGCGACGACUUCAACGCGGCCGAGUGCAACCUCUGGCUCUGCAAGGGCUUCCAGUUCGACGACAACACGGACAACGUGCAGACCUUCACGGCCGGCGAGACCGUCCCCAUCACCGUCGGCAUCACCGCCCCGCACACGGGCGUGGCCAACGUGUCGGUGGUCCAGACGUCGACCAACUCCGUCAUCGGCAGCCCCCUCAUCAGCUUCACAAACUACGCCUCCAACGCCGGCAUGGACGCCAACAACACCAACUUUGACGUCACCAUCCCCACCGACCUGGGCAGCCAGUGCGCCACCGCCGGCGACUGCGUCCUCCAGUGGUUCUGGGACGCCGCGGACAUCAACCAGACCUACGAGUCCUGCGUCGACUUUGUCGUCAGCGGCUCCGGCUCCGGCACCGGCUCCGGCUCCGCCUCUUCUGCUGCUGCCUCCGUCGCCUCUUCUGCUGCUGCCUCCGUCGCCCCUGCUUCCGCCGUCCCCGCCGCCGUCACCACCACCCCCGCUGCUACGCCCACGACUUUCGCUACAGUCACCAGGUCCACCACCGCUGCCGCUGCCGAAGCUACUGACGACUGUGACGACGAGGACGUCGACGAAGAGGACGCCACUACUACCACCACUGCCGCCGCCGCCGCCGAGCCUACCGAUGAAUGCGAUGAUGGGGAGGAGGAGGACCAGACUGAGCUCGACGAUGACUGCGAGUAA
Geosmithia morbida is the source of this 891-nucleotide messenger RNA. Its product is annotated as Chitin binding domain. Lineage: Eukaryota; Fungi; Ascomycota; Sordariomycetes; Hypocreales; Bionectriaceae. Bases 1 to 891 code for a protein of 296 amino acids. The record is from RefSeq and is a predicted model, not a curated record. The transcript has a single exon.